This is a messenger RNA of Triticum dicoccoides, 3002 nucleotides long. Its product is annotated as membrane protein of ER body-like protein. NCBI's taxonomy places the organism in Eukaryota, Viridiplantae, Streptophyta, Magnoliopsida, Poales, Poaceae. The record is from RefSeq and is a predicted model, not a curated record. The coding region runs from base 314 to 2725 and encodes 803 amino acids. The transcript is spliced from 9 exons.
AUUCACAUGAUAAACUGAAGUCAAGGUGCACGCAGCCAUCUCCAGCUCUGACGGCGACGCCAUCGAUUCAUCUCUUCAGCCGCAUUAAUUUAAUGGCGAUAAGAAGCAGAAGCAGCUUCUUCCCCGCACCACCAAACCACACAUGGUCUGGAGAUUGAGCGGGCUCUGCCAACGCCAGUAGUAUAAAAUCCCAUCCCCAUUCUUGGGGGGCGGGGCAGAGUCGCGGAGGCAGGGGGAGGAAGGAGACCAAGAAACAGAGGAGCUUUCUUGGCCCUUGCCUAGCCUAGCUGCGGGGAAGGGAAGGAAGGGGGCCAUGGAGGUGGUGGCGGAGGCCGGCUCGCACGCGCAGCAGCCGUGGGACCAGUUCAAGGAGGAGGUGGAGAUCAUGGAGGAGGAACACCGCGGCGGCGCUGAUGCGGUGGAGGAGCUGCUGACCAGGGAGAUCCGGAGGAGGCUGGACCACUCCCACGGCAACGGCAACGACGCCCACCAUGCCAAUGGCGGAGAAGAAGAAGACCACAGCAGUGGCGGAGAAGAGGAAGAAGAAGACCACGCCAAUGGCGGAGAAGAAGAAGAGGGCGAUGCCAAUGGCGGAGAAGAAGAGGAGGAGGAGGACGAGAUCAAGGUGGCUCCCGAGGAGGAGCACAGGAGUAUCUUCUUGGAUGUAGCCAAAGUCCCUGAUAUCAUUACUGAAGUAACUGCCAGUUAUCAUGUCACGGGAACGGUGCGAUCUAGUGCUGAAAAGGAAGACACAAAUGGGACUUUGACUCCAAAAGGCAAAGGGCUUAUAGCACACGAGAAUGGAAAUGCUCAAGGAAUUAAUCAUGGUCCAAGCAAUGGCAAGUUAGAGAAUGGAUCACACUCAAAUGGUUUUGAUCAGGGCCCCAACGGCGCUAAACCUAAGAUAGAAUACAUGUUUGAAAUCAACAAGACUGAAAUUUACCCAACUGAAGUUGACAAGGACGGACGUGUCACCGCGGCUCAACCGCAGGUCGAAGAGUACGACCUCGAGAGGAUUUUGGAUCAGCAAGAAACUUAUGAACUCUUCUGUCCCAACUGCACCUCGUGCAUAACCCGGAGGGUCAUCCUGAAGAAGAGGAAAAGGACAGUAAGAACAACACCCACCGAUGAACAGUCAAAGAGACCGUAUAUCGAAGGACAGGUGCCUCCUGUUCCUUUACCUGAUAGGGUUGAGGAAGAAUCACCCGACGUAUUCAGAUGUUUGUCAUGCUUCUCGUUCUUCAUUCCAACAGGAUGCAGUUUUAACAUAUUCCGUAUAUUUCGGAGGAGGGAUGUGGACGGACAACCGGAUGUUCUUCCUCGUCCAGCAUCAGAUGACACGCCUCCCCGGUCUGAAAAUUGCACAAGCUGGCUUUUGUCUUGUUUUCAGCCAGGAGAUAACCCAAACCAACCUGCUCCUGCUGCAGAACCAGCGAUGGUGCCACUGCUGUCCGAUACACAGAGCUCCAACAAUACAACCACAAGAAAUGAAUCUAGCACAUCAUAUGUUCAUGUUAGUCAUGAGACAGUUUUGAAACCAGAGCAUGCGGCAGUUGAAUCACCUUCAAAGAACCAAGCUCCUGCAGAUUCACCAAGGAGUCCACCUUUGCCUCAUAUAGAGACACCCAGUGGUACAACCACAACGACAACUGAAACCAACGAAUCAUAUGGCCAGCAUAGUCGUGUCACAGAUGAGUUGACAGUCAAAUCAUCUUAUCAUACAACCACCACUACAGUCACAUCAGAAACAGAUACCACAUCUUCUACAACCAACACAGGAGCAUCAUCUGAAACAUCAUACUCUACAGGAACUGGUGGAAUGCCUCCCCUGAAUCCUGUCGGUGAUGCUAUCGUUGACGCAACUCAGCACAAGGAUGUUCACAGGACUGUGACGACGACCAUUGAGAAUGGCUUUUCCACCCAGCACAACUCAGGAGUCAAGGUCGAUGGCCCGAACGUGACAAAUAUCCCAAGGGACAAUAUACCAACGUUGCCGAAUCCUCAACCAGCAAACCCAGAUCAUGUUGUGGUAUCAGUCUUUGGAGAUGUGAUUCAGGUUGCUCCUAGACCCCAACAGAGGGAUGACUGGGAUAUACUGAAAGCCAUAGUGUAUGGAGGCUUAGUGGAGUCAAUCACCAGCCUCUCCGUUGUUUCGGCAGCCGCGUCAAGCGGCGCCAAAACAUUGGACAUAUUCAUCCUGGGCAUAGCCAACCUUAUUGGAGGACUUCCUCUUAUCUUCCACAAUAUCGCCGAUCUGAGAGACAUCCGGGACGUGGACGGGAACGACGAGCAGGUCGGCCACUACUGGCUGCAGCUCGGGAGGCGGUCCAAAGCCCGGCUACACAUGGUCAUGGCCCUGCUCUCAUACAUGGUGUUCGGGCUGCUCCCGCCGGUCCUCUACGGGCUGUCGUUCCGCGAGAGCAACGACCGGGAGAACAAGAUGAUGGCCGUCGCCGGUGCUUCGCUUGCCUGCAUCGCCCUGCUGGCGCUCGGAAAGGCGCGCGUCCACACCAGGACCUACUUAAAGACCCUCAUGUACUACCUUACCAUCGCUGUGAGCUCGUCGGGGCUGUCGUAUGUCGCCGGCGUGCUGAUCAUGCGGCUACUGGUGCACUAUGGAAUCAUCGAGGAAGGCGGCUCGGCUGCUCCUGCUCCUCCAGGGCUGUCGUUGCCGUUCGCUUAUGCUGCUGCUGGUGCAGAGUCGUCUGCAUGGGCCUCAUUCUGAGAAGUCUGAAGUUUCAGGCAGCACUGCUGGUAUAAAAAGAGAAGAGACGAGCGAGCUCAAGAGGAAGUGCCUGCAACUGCAUGAAGAAACACCUGAAGGCUUCUUUGAGUUGCUGCUAAGUGCUAGCUGUUGUGCUGUAGUUUUGUUGUGCAUUUGAAGCUCUGAUGCUUCUCAUGGUGAUCUUUGUCAGCAUGUUUGUGAGCAGGAAGAACAAUAAGUUCAGUGUUACAUACUACAAAAAAAAUAAUAUAUGCCAUGUUUUUGAAGAUUGUACUAA